AAUUUAAGGACUUAAAAAAAACGAAAAGAUCAUACAAAAAUCUACAGAUGUCGUCAUUUGGAAAAGGGUAUGUAUUAGAAUUAUUACGCCCAUCACAAUCUUGACCGCAGAUAUCUCACCCUGCACCUCCAAUCUCAACUCUCGUAGCUUCUCAGCUCCCAUCCAAUUCGACUUUUAUUUGAAUUCUGUUUCGGAUUUGGAACCCAGUGUCUGUUGAAGUUUGAAACUGCUGUGUUUCUGCGCGUUUUGAGUGUUCUUGAUCUGAAUUAUAGGAAUUCUGGGAACCCGUUCCUUAAAGUUCAAAUCUUCAUUGGCGUUCGCGAUUUCCUGGCUUAGUGAAAGAUAUUGUUGGGAGGUUUUCUAUUGGUUGUCCCGUCACAAAGAUGGAGUCAGUUUCUAUCCAAAAUCAGACCAAAAUGCGGUCCACAAAAGAAGAUCUUAUUCUCUCUAUUCUUCCGUUGUUGAAACUCAUUUGUCUCGCUGUUAUUGGGUUAAUUCUUGGCCACCCGAAAACGCAACUUAUUCCAAAAGCUACUUUCAAGCUUCUCAGCAAGCUUGUUUUUGCUUUGUUCUUGCCUUGUCUGAUCUUCAUUCAUCUUGGAGAAACUAUAACUCUGCAAAAUUUCGUGCGGUGGUGGUUCAUACCGGUUAAUGUUAUUCUUAGUACUGUUAUUGGUUGUGUGUUGGGGUUGUUAGUUGCAAAAAUAUGCCGGCCCUCUCCAGAAUACUUUAGAUUUACAAUUAUUAUGACGGCUUUCGGAAACACGGGCAACCUUCCUCUUGCUAUUGUUGGAUCAGUGUGCCAUAGUGCUGAGAAUCCGUUUGGCCCGGAAUGCCACAAGACUGGGACGGCUUAUGUGUCUUUCGCCCAAUGGGUUGCUGUCCUUCUUGUUUAUACUCUCGUUUACCACAUGAUGGAACCUCCGAUGGAGUAUUAUGAGGUUAUUGAAGAUGGUACUGAAAUUCAGGAAGAAGCGUCCACAAAUGAUCUCAGUAGGCCACUUCUUGUGGAAGCUGAGUGGCCUGGGAUGGAAGAUAGAGAAACCGAGCAUUGUAAAACACCUUUAAUUGCAAGAGUUUUCCAGAGUGCAUCGAGCCUAUCACAAAGUUCUAUUCCUGAACCUGAUUCCUUGGAGGAAAAUGAUCCAGCUACUGCGCCACGAAGUCCAAAAUCACUUAGAUGUUUAGUAGAGCCUCAGAUGGUGAGAAGAAUUAGAAUUGUUGCCGAGAAGACUCCUCUCCUACACAUUCUUCAGCCGCCAACAUUUGCUACACUAUUAGCUUUCUUUGUUGGAAUGGUCCCUCCUGUCAAAUCUGUUGUCUAUGGUGAAGAUGCACCCCUUUCAUUCAUAACAGAUAGUUUAGACAUUUUGGCUGGAGCAAUGGUGCCGUCAGUAAUGCUUGUUCUUGGGGGAAUGCUUGCUGAAGGGCCUACUGAAUCUCGGCUUGGCAUUCGAACUACAAUUGGCAUAGUUGUUGCAAGACUUUUGGUACUUCCCUUGGUCGGUAUAGCGGUUGUUUAUUUGGCCGACAAAUCAAAAUUUCUGAUCCCUGGUGACCAAAUGUAUCGGUUCGUGCUUCUGUUGCAGUACACAACACCAAGUGCCAUCCUACUGGGAGCUAUUGCAAGCUUGAGGGGUUAUGCAGUUCGUGAAGCUUCAGCUCUCCUCUUCUGGCAGCACGUCUUCGCCGUCUUCUCUCUGGCAAUAUAUGUCAUUAUUUACUUCAAAAUGCUCCUUUCCUACGUUUGAGUUUUGUUGUUUAUGAGGACCUUGUUUCCUGACUCAUUCUUACAGUCACUAAGAAUCCUUCGAGGAAACAGUUGGGUUAAUGUAGUAACGAGGAGUUGAACAAGCAUUUACCAUCAUUUGCAACUGGGAGAAAUACUUUGGUGUGUGGCAAUAUUUCCCCUUUCUCCUUUUGCAGUCAAGGGUGAUUCUUUUGAAGUCAUGAGAUUUCAAGUUUCAGUACAUUCACUGCUGAGAGCUGGACUCUACAACUGGUGCAUAUUUGUAGACCAUUUGAUGUAAUCAAGUGUUCCAUAUUGGUUGUAGAUAAGAAGUUCGUAUGGUUUA
This is a messenger RNA of Sesamum indicum (sesame), 2075 nucleotides long. Its product is annotated as protein PIN-LIKES 2. NCBI's taxonomy places the organism in Eukaryota, Viridiplantae, Streptophyta, Magnoliopsida, Lamiales, Pedaliaceae. The record is from RefSeq and is a predicted model, not a curated record. Gene Ontology annotation, cellular component: membrane. Gene Ontology annotation, biological process: endoplasmic reticulum to cytosol auxin transport.